This is a messenger RNA of Mesorhabditis belari, 1407 nucleotides long. The record is from the annotation of a GenBank genome assembly. Lineage: Eukaryota; Metazoa; Nematoda; Chromadorea; Rhabditida; Rhabditidae.
AUGAAACAAGAUGCAAAAGCUCAGCUUGCAAAGCGGCAACUGCCACCACAAGUCUAUAUGAUUCCGGGCCCACAAGAACCAUUGCCUGGUCGUUCGCAUCCGAGUGACUACUGGCCGGUGUUUCCUUUCCAAAACCAAUUCUCCGGUGGUCUCGAUUUGGAUCCUUCAAUCUCUCGGCACAUCGGAGGCGAUCUCAACGUAGCCAUACCCUCCUACGGAAUGAUGGAUAUUUGGGGUCGUUUCUUCAACAGGAUUCACGAUACAACAACUAAAUUUGGCUACUUAAACCAUCCAGUCAACAUGAUGGAUCUCGAGAAAGAGGAUUUCGUUGAGUUGAUGAGCAAUCCGAGCACUCAUUGGAAUAGAGCUGGUCAACCAACGAUCCCUCUUGGAAAGUUAGCAAAAACACACGAGCCACUCAACUGUAAAGCUCCUCUUUGUAAUCCGUACACGAUGACAUUCGGACUUGGUAUUGAGCACGAUUGGGGUGGCAGCGAUGGGGUUGAGGGUGAUAUUGAUGUUCCGUUUCCCCUCAGUAAGGGUGUCGCCUAUCGAAUGCCGUUCUCUGGAAAGAUUUAUUACGAUCGCGAUAAUCUCACCGUCACUUAUGGGCACAACAUAAAUCAGAUCGAUCCGUUCCAUUCACUAUUCGAUUAUCAGAAUCAUAGGAAUCCAGCUAUAGCAAUACCCCGAGAGUUACCGUUGCAGAAUUUGGAUCGAAGGAAAAGACAAGUUCAAGUCGAGAUCAUCAACAACGAGUCGAAAUCCGUGCCGGUUCAUCCUGAAACUGCUGCAAAGGGACAAAUCGAUGCAAUCGUUCGUCAUUUGCAUGAUCCGCAACCGAUUCCCUCUUCGCACAAUAAAGUUGCGCCAUUGGCUAAAGCUCCUCCGGCUCCAGCUCCAAUCCCACUACCAGAGGGAGCUCACGAUGCAACUGAGUCCAUACAAAACUUUUAUUCUAUAGGAAAAGAUACCGCCUCUGAGGAUCGAAAGUACAAGCCGAGUCCUUUGAUCGAAGAUCGCCGAUUUAAUGUGAUUCCAAAAGUUGCGCUAACAGGUGAAAUGAGCGAUGUGGAUGCAAUGAUAAAGAAACUAUAUCCAAACGGAUUUCUAUCGCCUUCACUCGGCCGUAAUUUUGAUCAAGAAGACUUAAUGAGGAAACUCUUGGCUGAAAUGAGUCAACAACCCGUUCAACCAAUGCUCAAUCCGUACUUGAAGCUAAAGAUGGGACCGAAUUUAAUUGAACAGGUUCUUGAGCAACAAGUCCAAACGAAUGCAUUGUUGGAAGAGGAGAUCAAUUCCCGGUUGAGGCAACUCAAUCUCGGGCCUUUGAAUCUGAAAUCACCGAUCACUCAUCCCCAAGCGCCACCUCCGCUCCCAAUUCUACCAAUUCACCGAUUUUUCUUU